This is a messenger RNA of Suillus paluster, 861 nucleotides long. RefSeq lists its product as uncharacterized. The coding region runs from base 1 to 861 and encodes 286 amino acids. The transcript has a single exon. The record is from RefSeq and is a predicted model, not a curated record. Lineage: Eukaryota; Fungi; Basidiomycota; Agaricomycetes; Boletales; Suillaceae.
AUGGACUGGGAUGCCCCACUAGAAGAUGAGCCUCUGCCGCAAUCAGCACUCUUCCCAGCAAUGGGCGUGUCCAAGCAUUGGCAUUCAUUCUUAUCACAGACUCGAGGCCCGUUGGAUAUUAUGUAUCCGCUUUUAACGGACAUUGUGUCUCCCAUGGAGUUGCCGCACUUACACUGCAGCUUGACUGUCAAAUCGCAAAGGAUGGAAUUCUGGAUUGCGCAUUUUUUCCACAAGAUUCAUAUGCCUCAUCUCCGAAUACUGAUCUUGGAUGGAGUUGCUUUCGAGUACGACUUGACGGAGGUUGAUUUCGAAAGCAUCCUUCAAGGCUUGACCAGGCUCCCCAAUUCCGAUAUCAUGGAAUCUCCUAGCUCUUUUCCGGAGUUAGAUGAACUUCAUCUCGUUAAUUUCGCACCUCGUGCAGAUACUGCGCUAUUUCAUUGCCUGUACAAUCAAAUGGCCAGUAUCAAGUUAUUGACCCUGGGACCAGGGGGGUUGAACGAGUAUGAUCCGUUGGCAAUCGCAUUGCUCCCCACGCCCCACGGACAGGCGGAUUUACCUCUCCCUAGACUUCGGACUCUGAUUAUUUUUGAUGUUCGAAAGGACAUCGUGCGGCACGUCGUACUAGAACGACUGUCACUCGCUGGUCCGUUGGAGGAGCUAUGCCAUCAUGACUCGGAGGACUCCUAUGAAGAGGAGUGGGAUGAAGAGAAGCAGGAUGAGAGCGUCCCAGAUGAUUGGCAACAUCAAGUGGAGAAGUACUAUUGUAUCGAUCGUCUCAAAUCUGAACGCUAUCCUAAUACUUAUUUACCAUGCAUGUAUACAUCGCUCACCCCUCUAAGUUGCCAAUUAUUGUGCCUUUAG